Molecule: messenger RNA, 922 nt
Organism: Lampris incognitus (smalleye Pacific opah)
Lineage: Eukaryota; Metazoa; Chordata; Actinopteri; Lampriformes; Lampridae
Product: cell death-inducing p53-target protein 1 homolog
Exons: 6
Coding region: 139-675 (178 amino acids)
Molecular function (GO): zinc ion binding
Source: RefSeq, a predicted model, not a curated record
UUCUCUCUCUCCACCCCCUUCUCUGCCACUGGUUGCUGGCUCUCUUAGUACUUCUUUCUUCUCCCAGCACCAGACAGCCGUGUGACAGAGAUCCCUGAGCUCUCUUCUUCUGCAGUGGAAAGAGACGGAUUUUGAAAGAUGGAAAAAGGAUACCAACCCCAAGAAUCAGCGCCACCCUACCCAGGGCCACCAGUGAGCUAUGGAGGUGCAGCCGUGGGGCCCCAGCCGGGGUUUUCCCCCCAGCCUGGCUUCCCUGCUUCCCCCGGAGCACCUCCACACGUUGGAUACCAGGGAGUCUUGAUCAUUACUAGGUGUUGGCCUUCCCUGCCACGGUGGUGCAGCCUAAACUCAGGUGCUGCUGAGCGACUCUAUCCAUGUGUUUACCCUCCUCCAGCUCCAGCCGCGCCUGGCCACACCACGACAGUGACCCAAAUGGUGGUUAGCCCUCUUCUGCGGGACGUCCCAGGUCAGACCAUUUGCCCCCAUUGCCAGCAGACGGUGGUGACCAAGAUAGAGCACAAAGCGGGCCUGAUAACAUGGGCCAUCUGUUGCGGCCUUGCAGUAUUUGGGUGCCUUCUCUGCUGCUGCUUCCCGUUCUGCAUGGACUCCUGUCAAGAUGUCGAGCAUAGCUGUCCGAUCUGCCAAAAAGUCAUCUAUAUACAUAAACGGUUGUGAGACUGUCUGCUACUGAGAACAAUGCACUUCAUGCGGAUUUGUGUACACUCUUGGGGUCCUGUAUUUCAAUAGCGUCUUGGUGAUAGUGAACCAGACAUAAUGAACAUAUUAUAUUAUUCAUUAUUGUGAUUAUUGUCAGUGAAUCGUGCCUUGACUGUUUUCUGCAAUGUGCAAUUUCAAAUGUUUUUCCACAGCCCUGGCAAAUCUCGGCAAUGACAGAUUUAAAUUCCAAUAAAGAAAUAUCUGA